Homalodisca vitripennis (glassy-winged sharpshooter) is the source of this 1437-nucleotide messenger RNA. RefSeq lists its product as uncharacterized. The record is from RefSeq and is a predicted model, not a curated record. The coding region runs from base 143 to 922 and encodes 259 amino acids. Gene Ontology annotation, molecular function: N-acetyltransferase activity. The transcript is spliced from 2 exons. NCBI's taxonomy places the organism in Eukaryota, Metazoa, Arthropoda, Insecta, Hemiptera, Cicadellidae.
UUCACUGUUUUGUUAUGUUCUGUGUUGCUUAUAUGCCGACUUAUAGGUUAUGUGAAACCUUUCAAAUUCGAUUAUCAUAUAAAUCUUUAUACUUAUGUGAUGAACAAUUUCUUAUACUAUUUUGUGCUGGAGUGUCGUAAGAAUGAGUAAAAUAACACACUUUAUCGUCAUACGUGAUUAUAAGCCUGGAGAUGAAUAUCAGUGCCGUGAAAUAGUGAAAGAAGGUACAAUGGCAACUGUAAACAAUGCAUUUUUCUCCUUGAUUGAAGUCACUUUUCAGUUAAUGGUACUUUCUACUGCUGCAAUGUUCAUAUUCUUUGGCCUCCCUUUCACAGUUUGUCUCGGCUCAAUUCCUGGAGUAAUUAUUUUUAUGUAUAUGUGUGUAUGGGCAGGCCAUUUAUUCAAAUCAGUUGAACUCACACAAGAUUUAGGAAAUAUUCCUAGAGUUUAUAUGUCUUCAGAUUCUACAGGAUUUUGGGUUGCAGAGGCAUUUGAACCUGUUUUUAUGAACAAUGAACCAUCUCAUUUCAAAUAUUCAAUCUUCUCAGAGAAAGAAUAUAAACAUAAACAAAUUGAUGUAAGCUCUUAUCGCAAGACACUUGUUGGAACUGUAGGUAUUGUAAAAAGUCAAAUUUCUGAAGACUGUGCCUGGCUACGUCGAAUGGCUGUCAGGCCAAAAUAUCAACGCAUGGGCAUAGGAAAAGCACUCUUAAAUGAAGCAUUACAAUUUUGCAACGAGAAAUAUCAAGGGGUUGAAUUGGUAACAACCGAAUGGCAUGAUAGUGCAAGGACUUUGUAUAUCAAGAGAGGCUUUCAAUUAAAACAAAUGUAUCACAAACAGUUGCUUGGUAGUAUUGUUGCUAUUCUGAUUUACCAGUUGCAUUAUAAAGUUCAACCAAACCAAAUUUCAAUUACACCUUAAUACUAAAAGAUAGAUUUUAAUUCAGUUUGCUUUGGACACUAAAACAAGCUAAUAAUUUAAAUUGGAAUUAGCAGAAGUGUUUUAUAUAUGUAUAUAAAAUAACAAAUUUCGUUUUUUAAAACCACAUUCUUUUCUUAUGGGUAACAUACUGUUGGAAUUAAUGUUUGACAAUACUAAAAAUUAGAUUAAAUGAUAUUUUUUAUAAGCUUCUCACCAAUAGUAUAAAGAAUAAUGAAAUAUUGUUAUUUAGUUAGUUUAAUUAUUAUAUUUUAAUCAAUACAUGUACGUUUAAGUAUUAUAUUUUUAAAUCAAUAUGUUUACUAAUAAUUUUAUUACAAAUGUACUGUUAUAAGAUCUAGUUCUCUGUAAGUUAGUUUUUCUGUUUGGUAACCCAAACAAAUAAAAACAAGGCCAAAAAACAGUGGUUCUUCCUGUUGCUUGUACAAAAUAAGUAACACUUCAUGGCAUUUCUAUGUUUUUACAAAUAAAUAUAUUUAUUUUUAUGUUUAUAAAUA